Molecule: messenger RNA, 2334 nt
Organism: Pomacea canaliculata
Lineage: Eukaryota; Metazoa; Mollusca; Gastropoda; Architaenioglossa; Ampullariidae
Exons: 5
Coding region: 307-1533 (408 amino acids)
Source: RefSeq, a predicted model, not a curated record
UUUUCCUACGCAUGCGCACAACAGACUGUCGCGUGUACGUGCAGCUGUGCCGUGAGGGUGAGUGCUUGGCACGAGCGUGGUUGGACUUGGAGACAAUAUAAAGGUUCAUCCACUCAGAGACUACAGUACAGUACCUGAAAAUCAGACCACGAAACCGACAUGACACAGAGCUCGGCGGGGCGACACGGAGUUUCUGUGUAAUACCUUUCCACCUUCCUCCGAAACUGCCAAGUGAUGCGUGUUCGUGUGUUACCAGAAUAACGUCUUCCUGGAGGGCCGAAAGAAGUGCGACAUAAGGUUUAUGACAUGGCGCUCGACGUGACACAAUGGACUGCUAAAGGAACAGACGGAAAGAGCAGCCGCAAUGGCGUAUGGCGAGUGGUGCUACACCUGCUUCUGUUUUUUCUGUGUUGUCACACUGCUGAGGGCGGCUCACGCAUGGUGGAGCCGCCAACACGCUCGAGUUUAUGGAGAUACGGAUUUGGGACGCCUGUCAACUUCUAUGAUGACGAUGUUAACUGUGGAGGUUUUCAGGUGCAACACGUAAACAACGAGGGUAUGUGCGGUGUCUGUGGCGACCCUUGGAAUGCCCCGACGCCACGCGACAACGAGGCUGGUGGCACACUGGCUCCAAACCCACUUCCAGUCAGAGUCUACAAGAAAGGAGGUUUCAUUCCGGUCGCUGUGGACUCGACUUCAGAGCUGCUAGGCAAGUACGAGUUUCGCCUGUGUAAGCUGGAGUCAAACAAAGAAACUCCCGACCAGCAUUGUUUUGAUCAGUACCGCUUGUCCAUCGUGGAAUCCGAAUAUGGCCAGUCCUACCAGAUUAGCCAGUCCGGCGGCCUUAUCAGCCUGCACCUCAAGCUCCCAGAGGACAUGGUGUGCAGCCAUUGUUUGCUGCAGUGGCGCCACAUCACUGGAUUCAAAACCAACCGCCAAGGUUGCGUGCAGUGCGGCACGGAGGAACCGCAGUGCAACUAUUGCAAAGGGUGCGGUGACCAGGAGUGGUACCAGGGGUGCGCCGACAUCGCGGUUAUCGACGUCAUGGGCAGCCACCCAGCGGUUCUCGGGGUGCUCACCCAGCAGGAGCUCAAGGACAAGUGGGAGGCCUUCCUCAAGAACUGCACGGUAGGCGGCGACGACAAGAAGGGACCGAGCUCAAUCGACAACAAAAUAAACAUCUCGUACAUUUUUUCUGAGUCGACAUCGUCUGAUUUCGCGAGUUCCUUGUGGCAGAAUGUCACUGAUGCCCCAUCAACAAAACUAGCCGUUACUUUCCCGAUUACGGCCACGGCGACAGUCACUGGGAAAAUAGAAACCGCCACGACACUCCAACCCUCGCUCUCCUCACCAAUCUCGUGCGCCGCUGAUCCAAAGUCACAACCCUCGCCUAUCGAGUCGUCACCUCGCAAUGACAAAGAGGGGAAUCAUCCGGUUGCAAAUACACACACGGUGCUGCUACUGCCUACCGUGGGAGACUCGAAACUAGUUCCUCCGACGAAGACCCCCGAGCUGAACUGCCUACUGUCGUGAGACCCACAGCAAACCCCAUCCAUCCAUCCACUCAGCCGUUAGAUACCCAGUCCCUACAUCCGUCUUCGCCUCCUGGCAAUGUGGAAAUGGGCGUUCUCAAGCCUGCUUCCGGCGUCCAACCGGUUGUGGAUCUUCAUACUAGGCAGGACAGUUUUCAUAAGGGUGAUGCAGGCAACCUCCAAGGCGCUGGGCCCCAACACCGACCCCUCACCCCCACUACCAGGACUCCCCCAAGACCAUGGGAACGGUGGUGGAAUUCUCCUGGGCAGGGAAGUAUCCCUAGCCAGCGGUGCUACGUCCCCUACAAAACCGCUUGGUACAUGCAAAGCGCGAUAGUCUGGUGCAAGCGCAACUGCCCUCGGAGAGGGUCGCUGUGUCAUUAUAACAUCUGCAGGCCCGUCUCAUGCUCCCGCCUACCCGUACAAGCCCCUAGGCAACCACUUUCAAGCCUUUCUUGGCUUAUUUCUCUCUUUCUUGAAGGUUUUCCCGAAAACAUAUGACUAGAAGGUACUGAUCGAGACUAAAAGCUAUUACAAAUUCUCGACAGACACUUAUCACGGCUCUCAGCUUGCCCACCAUAUUAGUGGCUUUAAUAUUUAUUAAACGCGCUUGUUUACAAAGUGUGCAGCGUCCAGACAUUGCCCAAAAGAUAAAGGUUAGGAAUUAGAUGGUCACACAACAAGAAAGGGCUGGGGAUGGGGUAUAGUGGGUUCGAAUGUCAAUGACACACGUUCAUUUACACCAUUCACUGUUUAUUCCUGUACAACAACCGGGAUUAAACACAUCGCGACUUGUAAACGU